CUUCGUCGCUGCAGCCCCUUCACAGUGGCCCCCUUCACUCGUCGCUGCAGCAGCCACUCCCCCUCCCCAAGCACUGCCGAUGCCAAAGGGCGGGUCGCGACAGCCGCGGCAGGUGUCCAGCCUUCCGACGCUGGCUGCGCUGACGCUCUUCACCGGCACGAUGUUUGCCGUCCCGCUCCUCAUUCACCGUCGGCACAUGCGCCUGAACAACCAGACGCCGCUCGCGACGAGCGACAAGCCGCUCUCGGCGGCUCAGGCGAGCCGAGGCGCCUACCUCAACACGGGCUCCGGAGCUGCGGCGAGCACCGUGCGGAAGCGACACCCGAAUCCCGAGACGUUGCGCUCCCACCGUAGGCUCAAAGGACGUGGGGCUGGACCCAGACUUUGACCCCAAAACAGGUACGUACAAGGGCAGAAAGGCGCAGAUCGCAGAUGCGAGCGCGGGAGGCGAUCAGGGCGGCGUCUGGAGCCGGUAGUGCGCGGGCGAGAAAGUGGGUGGCGCGCUGCCGUGCAUGCCGCUGUGAGUUUGCCGCUCGAGACGGUCGGGAAGAGAGGCGACGACCGGCCGCACGCGGCGGCGUUCUCGAGCGUUCGCUGCGCGAGUGCCGCGACACCAAUGACACCGCCCCUGUUUGUGUGGAGUGCGCCACGGGCUCGCGUUCACACUGUAUAUAGUGUAUUACCGCACGUAUAUACCGAGUAGAGCCGGAGCGGGGAAGCAAACAUACCGCCACAGUCUCCACUUGUUGUGGACUUUGCGUUUCGUCCACCCACAUUGGGCCACAGCGCGAAAAAAAACUGAGUAAAACACACUGUGAAGGGCUCGUUCGCUUACCACCCACUGUGAUUUUGUGUGAGCUCUGUGUCUUCCUUUGCCAACAACAUACCUA
Molecule: messenger RNA, 890 nt
Organism: Emiliania huxleyi CCMP1516
Lineage: Eukaryota; Haptophyta; Isochrysidales; Noelaerhabdaceae
Exons: 3
Source: RefSeq, a predicted model, not a curated record